AUGAACACAAAAACUGACUUCCCGUUCUUCCACUCACCCUGUCCUACUAAAGACGAAAUUUUCACCGACUACGCCGAAAGGGACAACAACAAAACUGCCAACAACAAAGUUGCCUGUCCAAAUCCCAUCCCAUGGAUUCCACCACCAGCCAAAACGACCAAAGCAAUUCAACCAUCAAAAACUGUCAGAACCUUUGAAAUCAGCCGGAAUCGACGAAGUAAAAGUUGGGACGAACCAGACAAAGAGGAGAGAAAUGAAGAAACGAAGGAAAAAGAAAUUGCACAGGUAAAAAACGACGCCAAUAAUGCCACCAAUUGGUCGCAAAUGAAGCGGUGGGUAAGCGACAUCGAUCGGUCCAUUGAAAACCUCUCUAACAGCGUUAGAGGUCUCCUAAAGGAUGAAACCGCAGAGCACAAGGAACAAAUUCGUUUUCAUCACACACCGAUUAAGCAGGAGGUCAGUAGCCAUGGCAUCGAAGGCACCGCGAUUGACCGUCUAACAGGGGAACUUAAAAGAGCACGUGACGAACUACAUCAGGCUGAGACAAGACAGGCCUCCCUAGAGGCGCUGAAAUCGCAUCUCCAACUUCAACUGCGUCACCGAUCCGCUCAGUGCGAGCGGAUGACGGCACAGAUGCGAAACUCAGCAUCAAAAACUCGACAGACGGUGGUUCAGUUGACACAAGAGUUGGCAGCUGCGGAUGCGAGGAUUCAAGAGUUGACGCGACAAAGGGAGUUGCUAAAACACGCCGCAAAGGGCCAAAAACGGAGAGCAAUGAAGGCAGAGGCAGAACUUGCCAGGAUGAAGAGACAAGCAAGUUGUAACGCGAUCUUAAAAAAAGUUUUAAUUAAAUUUUCAGGGUCCGACCUAGCAUAUAAAAAAUAA
Messenger RNA from Hydatigera taeniaeformis, 885 nucleotides. The record is from the annotation of a GenBank genome assembly. NCBI's taxonomy places the organism in Eukaryota, Metazoa, Platyhelminthes, Cestoda, Cyclophyllidea, Taeniidae.